GUUGUUAGUGCUUGUUUUUGGCCUGACCGUUAAAAUCGCUACGUGUAUCUUCGUAAAAGAAACGGCUGAGUGUGUGACGUGCUGUCAGGAGCAGUUUGUCUACGAAGUAAUCUCCUCAUAUACUUCGGGGCUAACGAGAAAAGGUGGACAGUGAAAUUCAAAGGUUGUCCAUACUGUAGAACUGAAGCGAUGGACCAGGAGCCAACUAAGUGGAUAAAAAAAGAUGAAACUGAUGAAGUACAAACUGAGUUACACUUCAUAGGCCCGACGUGGGAGUGGAGCGGCGAGCUGCCGCAGGUGGCGCAGACGAUCCUGCACCAACACGCGAUCCAGGGCGAUGUGACGGAGCUGCAGCUGGCCGCCGUGCGCUGGACGUCCUACUGCCGGCAGGCGCUGUCUUCGCCACUGGACACUCGCAUCCUGCUGCGCCUGCUGCAGGACCUGGACGCGCGCUGGCCACACGAGACGCUGUCCCGCGAGGAGGUUAUAGCUGUGGAGCAACAUACACAACAUCGUCAGCUCAUGUCUCGUGUAGACAACUAAUGGAAAGAAAUUACUAG
Messenger RNA from Schistocerca piceifrons (Central American locust), 560 nucleotides. RefSeq lists its product as uncharacterized. The transcript has 4 exons. Lineage: Eukaryota; Metazoa; Arthropoda; Insecta; Orthoptera; Acrididae. The coding region runs from base 190 to 543 and encodes 117 amino acids. The record is from RefSeq and is a predicted model, not a curated record.